This is a messenger RNA of Mizuhopecten yessoensis (Yesso scallop), 1513 nucleotides long. RefSeq names its product sodium- and chloride-dependent glycine transporter 1-like. Gene Ontology annotation, cellular component: membrane. NCBI's taxonomy places the organism in Eukaryota, Metazoa, Mollusca, Bivalvia, Pectinida, Pectinidae. The record is from RefSeq and is a predicted model, not a curated record. The transcript is spliced from 11 exons. Gene Ontology annotation, biological process: sodium ion transmembrane transport. Bases 74 to 1513 code for a protein of 479 amino acids.
UCCAUUGGCCCAGUCACAAAAAUACAACUUUACCAAGUAUUUGAUCGUUGGAGGGUUUCAUUAUCAACAUCAAAUGGAUACAUUCGAUGUCGAUGCUUUACAAAAGGCAACACAAAGGGAAACCAGCGUUAAGAAGGAGCAAUGGGGUAGGAAACUGGAGUACGUCCUAUCGGUUCUUGGGUAUCUGGUAGGAUUCAUGAACAUUUGGAGGUUUCCGUAUGUUUGUAUGAGAAACGGCGGAGGUGCUUUCUUGAUACCGUAUAUCGUUAUUUUGCUAUUGAUGGGCAUUCCCUUGUAUUUCCUGGAGGCAUCUCUCGGACAGUUUACUGGGAAAUCAUUUAAAGAGGUUUGGAGUUAUUGUCCAAUUAUUCAAGGAAUGGCAGCAUGUUACCAAGUAUUACUGAUACCGUCCACGUGUUUUUACGCCAUGCUGAUGACGUGGACACUAUACUACUUUUACCAAUCCUUCCACUACCCGCUACCAUGGAGCACGUGUGGCAAUGAAUGGAACACGCCUUAUUGCUUCAGUGGUGGUAAUAAUGAGAUGCCAGGACACUUGAUGGCAAACUCGUCUAGUUUAUACAAUAUGACGUCAUUUAUGAACACUAGCAUAAUGUCUUCAUCGAAUGCUUCACAGGGUCAAAGUGCAGAAGAAGAAUACUGGAAUUACAAUGUGCUAGACAUUUCCUCGGGACUGGUGGACAUCGGCUCACUGAAGGGAAACACGGUUUUGUGUUUGUCAUUGUCCUGGUUGUUCAUAUACCUAUGUGUCAUCAAAGGUAUCAGGACAUCAGGAAAGGUAGUGUAUGUGACCGCCACACUUCCGUACCUACUUCUCACCAUCCUCCUCGUCCACAACCUCACGUUACCGGGAUCACUGGAUGGAAUUGUAUUUUUCAUAAAACCUAACUUUAAGUCGUUGAUGAAUAUCCAGGUUUGGUUAGAAGCGGCCAUACAAGUGUUCUAUUCUUUGGGAAUAGGUUGGGGAGGGAUACUGAUCACACUAUCAAGUUACAACAAAUUUAACAAUAACUGUCUCAGAGAUUCCUUUCUCUUGGCUAUUGCCGGUGAGAGUACAAGUGUGUUUGGUGGAUUUGUUAUAUUUUCUGCUCUCGGGUUCAUGGCUCAUAAGGCGAAUGUACCUGUCGCUGAGGUCGUCAAGUCCGGUCCAGGUUUAGGAUUCGUGGCCUACCCUAUGGCUGUUUCACAGAUGCCCCUCCCCAACCUCUGGGCAGUCCUUUUCUUCUUUGCCAUGAUUACUUUGGGUUUGGAUAGUCUGUUCACACUUGUAGAAGUAACAUAUGCGUAUUUGGAAGGCUGUUUCCCGUUCCUUGGGAAAAGACAAAUAAUCUCAAGGGCAUGUUUAUCAUGCCUCGGCAUGUUGUUUGGGCUACCAUUCUGUACACAGGGCGGAAUCUACCUCUACCAGCUGAUGGACUGGUAUUGUGCUGCCUUAGCUCCGAUUUUCUUUACAGUCGUGGAAUGUAUAUCAAUAUCCUGGCUGUAUGCCUAG